AUGCGCCCACGGACCAAUUCCAUCGGAACUCUGGCCGUCGUCGUUGUCCUUAUCAUCGGCGUAUUCCGGGAAAGUUCCGUCUCUACAACGUACGCCUUUCCAAUAACGCCGUCUACACAGCAUCGUGUAUCCCACCGCGAACGAGUUCCCGUACUGAAGGGAUACAGUCGUUCGUCUCCACGCACGUCCAAAAACACGGAACGAUCCAAGCGUCAGGAGCGGGUGGGUCAUUUGGUGCGUACGGAAAUUUCCAAUAUUCUGCACGGCGGUGUCAUUAAAGGGCAAGAUGCCGAGUAUUUGGACGCCGAGCUCCGGCAGCGGAUCAGUGUCGUAUCGGCUGACAUUUCACCCGAUUUGCGGCAGGCUCGCAUUUCCGUCAGCGUACGGGCUCCGCCGCGCAACGACCAGGCCGAAUACAAUCCGGCCGUCGAUAAACGGAGAGCGUACGCCUGGCUAGUACGGAAUACCAAGCCCAUUCGACACACACUAGCGCAACGGAUGAGUCACAUGAAGAGCUGUCCGAAUUUAUCGUUCGUCCAAGUGGAUGUGGCCGCCGCCGUGGACGUCAUGUAUCUGAUCGACAAGGUCUCUCAAGGAUACAAACGCGAUAAAGUGGAUCUGUUUAAUGGGGAGAAUGUACCCACUGGAGUCAUGGAUGGAAUUGAUUUUGAUGAGGAGUUCGAUGAAGAAGACUGGGACGAAGACGACGAGGACUUUUUGUGA
Messenger RNA from Phaeodactylum tricornutum CCAP 1055/1, 723 nucleotides. Its product is annotated as chitinase glycoside hydrolase family 18, ribosome-binding factor. Gene Ontology annotation, molecular function: hydrolase activity, hydrolyzing O-glycosyl compounds. The record is from RefSeq and is a predicted model, not a curated record. The transcript has a single exon. The coding region runs from base 1 to 723 and encodes 240 amino acids. Gene Ontology annotation, biological process: carbohydrate metabolic process; rRNA processing. NCBI's taxonomy places the organism in Eukaryota, Bacillariophyta, Bacillariophyceae, Surirellales, Neidiaceae.